This is a messenger RNA of Columba livia (rock pigeon), 2770 nucleotides long. It is a transcript of the gene EMID1, whose product is annotated as EMI domain containing 1. The transcript has 15 exons. Lineage: Eukaryota; Metazoa; Chordata; Aves; Columbiformes; Columbidae. The coding region runs from base 72 to 1445 and encodes 457 amino acids. Gene Ontology annotation, molecular function: protein binding. The record is from RefSeq and is a predicted model, not a curated record.
CCUCCUCCUCCCCUCCCCCUCCCGCCGCCCCGCUCGGUGCCGGUGCCGGUGCCCGAGCCCAGCGGAGCGGCAUGGCGGGCCGUGCCCGGGGGCCCUGCCCGCACCGCUGCCUGCCCCUGCCCGCACCGCUGCCCGCACCGCUGCCCGCACCCCUGGGGCUCUGCCUGUGCCUCUGCUGCCUGCUGCUGCCGCCCGCCGCCGGCUCCUGGAGCCCGGCCGUGCUGCAGCCCGCCGCCCGCAGCAACUGGUGCUCCUACACGGUGACACGCACAGUGUCAUGCCACGUCCAGAAUGGCACCUUCCUCCAGCGGGUCUUCCAGGGCUGCCGCUGGCCCCUGGCGUGUGGCGGGGGCAGCAGCUACCGCGCCAUCGUCCGGCCCAUCUACAGGGUGAGCUACAAAACGGUGACGGCGCUGGAGUGGAGGUGCUGCCCUGGGCAUGCCGGGGCCAACUGCGAGGAAGAGCCUCACACCUUCCUCGCCCUGCGUGACACCGGGCGCCCCAGCACUGCCCCGCGCCGGCCCCCCCUGCGCCCCACGGCUUUCUCAGGGUGCCUGAACUGCAGCCGUGUCGGCGAGCUGACAGCCCGGCUGGCCACCCUUGAGGCACAGGUGGCCCGGCUGGCAGUGGCUGAACCACCCCCCUCCCCGGCACCCCAAGGCAGCUCCCCGGGCAGGGGACCAAAGACUGGACAGCUCUGGGGAUCCCCAGCUGCCCGUGGGAGCCCCGGGGAUGAUGGGAGACCCGGUUGGCCGGGCCCCCCUGGCCCCAAGGGAGACGCAGGAGGACGGGGACCAUCAGGUGCUCCAGGGGUGAAGGGUCCAAUGGGGCCACCAGGUCCCCCUGGUCCCCCAGGACCCCCCGGCCGGGAUGGGGCCAGGGGGCUCCCUGGAGAGAAGGGGUUACCUGGCCCCCCUGGCCCCCCAGGACCCCCCGCCCCAGUGGGGCCAGUGAUACCCCAUCUAGCUGAGCCCAGGGACCCCCUCCUCUCCAACACCUUCCCUGAAGCCACCGGGGGCAUCGUGGGUCCCGCUGGACCCCCUGGACCUGUGGGGCCGAUGGGUCCUCCCGGCCCUCCAGGUCCCAUCGGGCCACCCGGCCCCCCAGGACCCGAUGGUAGAGCGGGGACCCCCGGAGCUGCUGGCCCCCCCGGGGAGAAGGGAGACAGGGGUCCCCAGGGCCCCCCAGGCAGCCGUGGCCAGGAAGGGGCACAGGGCGAGCCGGGGCCCAGGGGCGAGCCGGGCGACAAGGGCACUUGGGCCAGUAGCUUCCAAACCCUCCUGCGGCAGCAGGCCCGGCUGGAGGUCCUGGCUAGAAGGGUCACCUUGCUGGAAGCCAUCAUCUGGCCAGGAGACCAGGGAGCCCCUCUUGAACCAAGGGAGACCAUGGAGACCCUCUUGAACCAAGGGAAGUUCUGGAGCUCAUUGGACCAAAGAAAACUGUAGAGACUCUUUCAAACCAAUGGAGACCAUAGAAACCCUCUUGGAUUGAGAGAGGCAACCAUGGAGACCCUCUUGGGCAUAGGGGAACCCUGGAGCUCCCUGAGGAUCAAGGGAGCCCCUCUCAAACCAAGGGAGCCCCAUGGAGACCCUCUUGGACCAAGGGAGCCCCUGGAAUCCCCCAGAUCCAAGGGAGACCAUGGAGACCCUCUUGGACCAAGAGAAACCCUGGAGCUCCUUGGACCAAAGUAGCCCAUCUUGAACCAAGGGAGAUCAUGGAGACCCUCUUGGACCAAGGGAGAGCCUGGAGUUCCCCAGGGUUCAAGGGAGACCAUGGAGCCCUUUUCACACCGCGGGAGCCCCUGGAGCCCCUCUUGGACCAAGGGAGACCAUGGAAACCCCCUUGGACCAAGAGAAACCCUGGAGCUCCUUGGACCAAGGGAAACCAUGAGGCCCUUCUUGAAAUAAGCAAGACCAUGGAGACCCUCUUGGAUUGAGAGACACAACCAUGGAGACCCUCUCAAACCAAGGGAGAUCCUGGUGCUCCCCAAGGUUCAAGGGAGGAGACCAUGGAACCCUUCCCAAAGCAAGGGAGACCUAUGGAUAACCUUCAUGAUCAAGGGAAACCCUGCUGCUCCUUUGGCCAAGGAAGCCCAUGGAGUUCUCCAAGGACUGAGACCAUGGAGAGUCUCUUGGCUUGAGGAAGGCCUUGAAGCUCUUUGGACCAAAACAGUUCCUUGGAGCCUCUCAAGCCAAGUGAGACCAUGGACAAACUCUUGGAUUGAGAAGGAUGACCAUGGAGAACCUCUUGGACCAAGGGCAACCAUGAUGUUCCUCUUGGAGCUGCUCUUGAACCCAGUGACCCCCUGGAGCCCCCUUGGCCCAGAGGAGACUCUGGAUGCCUUGGAGGGUCCUGGAGCCCCCCAGGGAUGAUGGGAGACCCUGGAACCCCCUUGGCCUAAGGAGCCCCUGGUGCCAGAGUGCCCAGCGGGGGGCCCAGCAGGUGCCCCCCACCCUCUUUCCCCCCUUCCUGCUCCUCCACCUUCCAGCUGCGCUUUCCUGCAGGGGGGACGCCAGCUCUCAGGGUGCUGGCGGGGGGUGCCAGGCAGGGGUGCCAGCCAGGGGGGUCCUUGUAUGUGUGUGUCCCCCCAGGUCCCAGUGUGUCCCCACCCCGAGUCUCAGUGUGCCCCUCCCAGCAUGGGGGUCCCUGGGGGCAGCCAGAGCCAUUUCUGUGGGGCAGGGGCCCCCACCCAUGGCACCCGAUGCCGUGACUUUGGCGGGGGAGGGAUGUAUCUGUCACGCCCCCACUCCCACCACUGACCUCUCUCUCC